AUGGAGGAGGAACAGAAAGAAGCUCCGAGCUUUCUUGAUGUGCCCAAGGAUAUCCCCAUUGCCACCGCGUCCCUCCCCACCAUCAGGACCAAUAAUGCCGGAUUCGGCAGCAGCUCCGACCGGUCCAACCCCAUUGACUCGCCGGCCAUCUCCUUCACGCCGCACCUCUACUCGCCGUCGCCGCCCUCCUCCGCGUUCGUGUCGGCGCUGCAGUCCCCCUACAUCUCGCCUCGAGUCCUCGACCCGCCGCCGCCGCCGCCACAGCGCCAGCCAUAUCAAGAAAGCAAGGCCUCGAGCGUCACCACCACGACGGCGCAGUCGCCGGCGUCUUGCUCCAACGCCGGGUCCCAGUCGGAGGACACGGACGCGCCGAGCGCGUCCCGCACGCCGCCGUCGGAGCGGUACGACUCCAGCGGCAUCGACCCGGCCAAGAUUUCGGACGGCGGCGGCUGUGGCGGCGCGCCGCCGCGCGUGUCCUUCUCGUUCCCCGUGCCGCGGGUGUCCUUCACCCGGGGCUCCGUGGCCUCGCCGUCGUCCAACGCCAAGCUCCGGAGCUGCGACGUGUACAUUGGCUACCACAACAACGGCAACCUCGGCAGGUUCUGCAAGUGGCUCAAGGCGGAGCUCGAGCUGCAGGGCAUUGCUUCGUUCGUCGCCGACCGGGCUAAGUACUCCGACACACAGAUUCAUGAGAUUGCCGACCGGAUUAUUUGCUCCGUGGCGUUCGGCGUCGUGGUGGUCACCAUGUCAAGCUUCCUCAACCCUUACAGCCUCGAGGAGAUCAGGUUCUUUGCUCAGAAGAAGAACCUGAUCCCCAUCCUGUUCGACACCGAGCCGGCGGAGAUUGCGGGGCUGUUUGAUGGUAAGUUGGAGGAUAAGGAAGGGAAGGAAGCAUUUGAAGGGCUAAUGCGGUGCCACGAGUUCAAGCUCGAGGCGAAUGAGAGCAAUUGGAGAAGCUGUGUGUCGAGGACAGUCACUUUGCUGCAGUCUAAGCUUGGCCGGAAGAACAUUGCUGAGAAGGAGAGUGAGGGGUCUGGAGGCAUACCUUUCCCACGCAACCGGCAUUUUGUCGGAAGGGAGAAAGAGCUGAGUGAAAUCGAGGGGCUUUUCUUUGGAUCCACCGUAGAUAUCCAAGAAGUGGAUUGCUCAAGGGGUUCCACUGUAAAUGAAAGAUCCAGUGGCGUGUCUGAUGGCGGCUUUGCCGACGAGGAGAGUGACACAGUGAGGAUAUCUAACGCCAAGUACAUCAGUUUGGAAAUGCGCAAAUGCAAGGAGCCGACACUGGAGGCCUGGAUUGAUCCAGUGAUUGAGCUGUCAUCGGUGAAAGGUCGAAAUCUUCAGAAGCAGAGAUCAAAGCACAGGAGAACAAGGUUCCGGUGCAACAGCAAGGGCUACGGGGGUACUAGCGUGGUCUGCAUAAAUGGCUCUUCAGGUAUUGGCAAAACUGAACUGGCAUUGGAGUUUGCUUACCGGUAUUCACAGCGGUACAAGAUGGUGCUGUGGAUUGGAGGGGAAGCUCGGUAUCUGAGGCAGAACAUACUCAAUUUAUCCAUGAAUCUGGGAUUGGAUAUUAGUGCUGAGGCAGAGAAGGAGAGGGGUAGGAUCAGGAGCUUUGAGGAGCAGGAGUUUGAUGCAUUCCAGAGGGUAAAGCGGGAGCUGUUCCGGGAUGUGCCCUACUUGCUUGUCAUUGACAACCUCGAGAACGAGAGGGACUGGUGGGAAGGUAAGGACCUUCAUGACUUCAUCCCUCGGAACACUGGUGCGACGAAUGUCAUUGUCACCACGCGAUUACCACGUGUGAUAAAUCUUGAGCCGAUGCAGCUGCCACAGCUCUCAUACAUUGAUGCGAUGAUCUUGAUGAAGGGUAAGCUUAAGAAUGACUAUCCACCUGAUGAAACUGAAGUCCUCAGGAAGUUGGACGAGAGGCUGGGUAGGCUGAGCUUUGGUCUGUGGGUCGUCGGUUCACUGCUUUCUGAGCUCAUGAUUGCUCCUUCCACUCUGUUUGAGGCUGUUGAGAGAAUAUCGUUGAACGAAAAUUUGUUUCCACAUGAUGCCAACGACGACGGCUUCUGCCGUAACAAUUCCUUCCUAAUUAAGGUCCUGGUAUUUUCUUUUGCCUUGAUGGACCGUGCGAAAGGAGGACACCUGACCUCGAAGAUGAUCAUUGCUGGUUCUUGGUUAGCUCCUGCUCCUGUGUCGUCUACACUAUUGGCUGCGACUGCAAGCAAGCUACCAGUGAAAGGCAGCAUUCACCUGUUUGGCGAAUCCCUCAAAACUGCAUUUCUAUGUGGUACACAUUGCUUUCUAGCUCCUAAUGGCCGAAAAGCCGAGGUGGAGUCCGCACUCUUACUUGUUAAGCUCGGGUUGGCAAGAAAGGCAAAUCGUCAUCCUGGUUGCUGGAUCCAAUUCCACCCGAUCACACAGCUCUUUGGGAAGAUCAGGGGAGGCUUGGCGCCGACCACUGCGGCUGUGAAUGGGGUAAUGAGGGCUGGGAACCCCUCGGUGUAUUCAGACCACUUGUGGGCUAGUGCAUUCCUUGUGUUUGGUUUCAAGUCUGAGCCACCUGUUGUUCAGCUUAAGGCGGUCGACAUGGUCCUCUUCAUACGGAAGACUGCCCUGCCCCUGGCAAUUGAGUCCUUCAUGACGUUCUCACGGUGUAGCUCAGCUUUAGAGCUGCUCAAGGUUUGCACCAACAUCCUUGAGGAGGUGGAGAAGUCUUAUACGUCACGGAUGCAGGACUGGAACCGCGGUUCGUUAUCCUGGAGGAAAAAGCUGCAACCAAACCACCGUGUGGACGAGUUCAUCUGGCAGGAGGUGACCCUGCUCAAGGCAACAUUGCUUGAGACAAGAGCGAAGCUUCUGCUCCGAGGCGGGCUGUUCGACACUGGCGAAGAGCUGUGCAGGACAUGCAUUAGCAUCAGGACGGUGAUGCUUGGACAUGGCGACGCCCAGACAGUGGCUGCUCAGGAGACAUUGGCAAAGCUGGUUAGAUACAGGAGCAAGAUAUGAGAUGAUAUACAAAUUCCUUAUGAGCUGUUGGUCAGAUCCAGGGUUUCCUGAAGUGCUUAAUGCCUCAAUAUUUCUGAACCUGUGAUGCCAGGCACAGUUUUGUUAGUGAUCAGUACAAUAGCCAAAGCUU
This is a messenger RNA of Lolium rigidum, 3139 nucleotides long. RefSeq lists its product as uncharacterized. NCBI's taxonomy places the organism in Eukaryota, Viridiplantae, Streptophyta, Magnoliopsida, Poales, Poaceae. Gene Ontology annotation, molecular function: ATP hydrolysis activity; ADP binding. The record is from RefSeq and is a predicted model, not a curated record. The transcript has a single exon. Gene Ontology annotation, biological process: signal transduction; recombinational repair. The coding region runs from base 1 to 3009 and encodes 1002 amino acids.